Diaporthe batatas is the source of this 783-nucleotide messenger RNA. RefSeq lists its product as uncharacterized. Gene Ontology annotation, biological process: carbohydrate metabolic process. NCBI's taxonomy places the organism in Eukaryota, Fungi, Ascomycota, Sordariomycetes, Diaporthales, Diaporthaceae. The coding region runs from base 1 to 783 and encodes 260 amino acids. The record is from RefSeq and is a predicted model, not a curated record. Gene Ontology annotation, molecular function: hydrolase activity, hydrolyzing O-glycosyl compounds. The transcript is spliced from 3 exons.
AUGCAGAUGUUGAGUACUCUUCUCACGGCCUCGUGCCUAUUCACCGGGCUCCAUGCAGCCAACUUCACAAACCCUCUGAAACGGCCGCUGGGGAGUGACCCUCACAUCGUUUUCGUCGACGGCUUCUACUACCUGACGACAACCACAUACGAGAACGUCCAGCUCACCAGGGCCACGACCCUCGAGGGCCUCAAGACGGGCGAGAACAAAAUCAUCUGGACUCCAGACGACCCAUCGCGAAGCUGCGAGCUGUGGGCCCCAGAGUUGCACCAGGUGGAUGGCGUAUGGCACCUCUACUUCACAGCUGGGGCAUGUGGGCCCUGCUGCGAUACCCAGAAACCUCAGGUCCUCGAGGGUGGCGCGUCGCCAUGGGACGACUACACGUACCUCGCGACCCUCACAAACGAGUUCGGCAUAGACGGCACAGUCCUCACCCUGAACGACCAGAACUACUUCGUCUGGUCGUGCAUCACCAGCGACCUGCAGGGCCUCUGCAUCGCAACGCUCGACACCCCGGGCAGCAUCGGGCCCCGGCACGAGCUCUCGCUGCCCUUGGAGUCAUGGGAGGUCGACGGCUUCGGCGUGAACGAGGCCCCGGCGCCGCUGUAUCACGACGGCAAGACCUUCCUCGCCUUCUCGGCUAGCUACUGCGGCACCGCUAGCUACCAGCUAGGCCUCCUCACGUAUGAGGGUGGCGACCCCCUCGAGAAGUCGUCCUGGACCAAGACGGGGCCUCUGUUCAGCUCGGCGAAUGGCAACUACGGGACUGCACACAAUGCGUAA